Molecule: messenger RNA, 8166 nt
Organism: Gracilinanus agilis (Agile Gracile Mouse Opossum)
Lineage: Eukaryota; Metazoa; Chordata; Mammalia; Didelphimorphia; Didelphidae
Gene: SPTBN2
Product: spectrin beta, non-erythrocytic 2
Exons: 36
Coding region: 285-7472 (2395 amino acids)
Biological process (GO): actin cytoskeleton organization
Cellular component (GO): cortical actin cytoskeleton; cell projection; cell junction
Molecular function (GO): actin filament binding; structural constituent of cytoskeleton; phospholipid binding
Source: RefSeq, a predicted model, not a curated record
UCCUCCCUCCUCCUCAGUCCUUCUUUCUCUUCCCAAAUUGAGUCAGGUGUGGGUAGGCCUUGGUAGCAGAUAGAGCACGAGACUUGGAGUUGCUAGGCAGUGGCUGAUACUUGGGAGCGGCGUAACCAGGCACAGACGGAUGGACGGAUGGACGCGUCCCCGAGUCUCUCGGAGCCUCUCCUCCUCGUGAGCCUCUAAAGCCUCCUCCCCAGGAGAGUGGCGAGCCUCCGGCCAGUCACGGUCCGCACGUGUUCUUCCCGCAGGAGCGAGUGCCCUCCGCCACCAUGAGCAGCACCCUGCAGUCCCCCACAGACUUCGACAGCCUGGAGAUCCAAGGCCAGUACAGCGAUGUCAACAACCGCUGGGAGCUGUCUGACGUGGAGUGGGACAGUGAGAGCAGCUCGGCCCGGCUCUUCGAGCGCUCCCGGAUCAAGGCUCUGGCAGAUGAGCGAGAGGCGGUGCAGAAGAAAACAUUUACCAAAUGGGUGAAUUCACACCUGGCGAGGGUCACAUGCCGCGUGGGAGACCUGUACAGUGAUCUGCGGGAUGGGCGCAACCUGUUGAGAUUGCUUGAGGUGCUUUCUGGAGAAACAUUGCCAAAGCCCACCAAAGGCCGCAUGCGCAUCCACUGCCUGGAGAAUGUAGACAAAGCCCUGCAGUUCCUGAAGGAGCAGAAGGUGCAUCUGGAGAACAUGGGCUCUCACGACAUUGUGGAUGGCAACCACCGCCUGACCCUGGGCUUGGUCUGGACCAUCAUCUUACGCUUCCAGAUUCAGGACAUCAGUGUGGAAACAGAAGACAACAAGGAGAAGAAGUCGGCCAAGGAUGCCCUGCUGUUGUGGUGCCAGAUGAAGACAGCAGGGUACCCUAAUGUCAACGUGCACAAUUUUACCACCAGCUGGAGGGAUGGGCUGGCCUUCAAUGCCAUCGUUCAUAAACACCGGCCAGACUUGUUGGAGUUUGAGUCUCUGAGGAAGUGCAAUGCCCACUACAACCUACAGAAUGUCUUCAACUUGGCAGAGAAGGAGCUGGGCCUAACCAAGUUGCUGGACCCAGAGGAUGUGAACGUGGACCAGCCCGAUGAGAAAUCCAUCAUUACCUAUGUGGCUACCUACUACCACUACUUCUCCAAGAUGAAGGCCCUCGCCGUCGAAGGCAAGAGGAUCGGCAAGGUGCUGGACUAUGCCUUGGAAGCCGAGCGCUUGGUGGAGAAGUACGAGUCCCUGGCCUCGGAGCUGCUGCAGUGGAUCGAACAGACCAUCGUGACCCUCAAUGACCGGCAGCUCGCCAACUCCCUGAGCGGCGUGCAGAACCAGCUGCAGUCCUUCAACUCUUACCGCACCGUGGAGAAGCCGCCCAAGUUCACCGAGAAAGGAAACCUGGAAGUUCUGCUGUUCACCAUUCAGAGUCGGCUCCGGGCCAACAACCAGAAGGUGUACGCGCCCCGGGAGGGCCGGCUUGUCUCGGACAUCAACAAGGCUUGGGAACGUCUGGAAAAAGCAGAGCACGAGCGGGAGCUGGCCCUGCGUACGGAGCUGAUCCGCCAGGAGAAGCUGGAGCAGUUGGCCGCCCGGUUUGACCGCAAGGCCGCCAUGCGGGAGACCUGGCUCAGUGAGAACCAGCGCCUCGUGGCCCAGGAUAACUUUGGCCUGGAGCUGGCGGCCGUGGAGGCCGCGGUGCGGAAACACGAGGCCAUCGAGACCGACAUCGUGGCGUACAGCGGGCGCGUGCAGGCCGUGGCGGCCGUGGCCGAGGAGCUGGCCGCAGAGCGCUACCACGACAUCAAGCGGGUGGCGGCUCGGCAGCACAACGUGGCCCGGCUGUGGGACUUCCUGCGGCAGCUGGUGGCGGCUCGGCGGGAGCGGCUGCUCCUCAACCUGGAGCUGCAGAAGGUCUUCCAAGACCUCUUCUACCUCAUGGACUGGAUGGAGGAGAUGAGGGGCCGACUGCAGUCUCAGGACCUGGGCAAGCACUUGGCUGGAGUGGAGGACCUGCUGCAGCUCCACGAGCUGGUGGAGGCUGACAUCGCGGUGCAGGCUGAGCGGGUCCGGGCCGUCAGCGCCUCGGCGCUUCGGUUCAGUGACGCCGGGGCAGGCUACAAGCCAUGCGACCCCCAGCUCGUGUCCCAGCGCGUGGAGGCCCUGCAGCAAAGCUACGACGGGCUCUGCGAGCUGGCGGCCACUCGGCGGGCCCAGCUGGAGGAGUCCCGCCGCCUGUGGCGCUUCCUGUGGGAAGUGGGCGAGGCGGAGGCCUGGAUCCGAGAACAGCAGCACCUCCUGGCUUCGGCGGAGCCCGGCCGCGACCUCACCGGCGUCCUGCGGCUGCUCAGCAAGCACGCGGCCCUGCGGGACGAGAUGAGCGGCCGCCUCGGGCCGCUGAGGCUCACGCUGGAGCAGGGCCAUCAGCUGGUGGCAGAAGGCCAUCCUGGAGCGAAGCAGGCAGCCGCCCGCGGGGCUGAGCUGCAGGCCCAGUGGGAGCGCCUCGAGGCCCUGGCCGAAGGGAGGGCCCGGGAUCUGGCCCAGGCUUCCAGCCUCUACCAGUUCCAGGCCGAGGCUCAUGACAUGGAGACGUGGCUGGUGGAUGCCCUGCGCCUGGUGUCCAGCCCAGAGCUGGGCCACGACGAGUUCUCCACCCAGGCCUUGGCCAAGCAACACCGGGCCCUGGAGGAGGAGAUGCGGAGCCACCGGGCCGCCCUGGACGCCCUGAGGGAACAGGCCGCAGCCCUGCCGGCUGCCCUGGCCCACGCCCCGGAGGUGCAGGGCUGGCUGCCCGCUCUGGAGCGCCGCUACCAGGAGCUCCAAGCAAGAGCGGGGGAGCGGGCUCGGGCCCUGGAGGCCGCCCUGGCACACUACACCAUGCUCAGCGAGGCCGGCGCCUGCGGGCUCUGGGUGGACGAGAAGGAACAGUGGCUCAAUGGCCUGGCCUUGCCCGAACGCCUCGAAGACCUAGAGGUGGUGCAGCAAAGGUUUGAGACUCUGGAACCCGAAAUGAAUGCUCUGGCCGCCCGAGUCACCGCUGUCAACAGCAUCGCCCAGCAGCUGUUGGAGGCCGAGCCGCCCAGCAGGGACAGCAUCCUCGCCACCCAGAAGCAGCUCAACCACAGGUGGCAGCAGUUCCGGACCCUCGCGGAUGGCAAGAAGGCAGCCCUGACCUCGGCCCUGAGCAUCCAGAACUACCACCUCGAAUGCACAGAGACCCAGGCCUGGAUGCGGGAGAAGACCAAAGUGAUCGAGUCCACCCAGGGCCUGGGCAAUGACCUGGCCGGAGUGCUGGCCCUUCAGCGUAAGCUGGCUGGCACAGAACGGGACCUGGAGGCCAUCGGGACCCGAGUGGGAGCCCUGGCACAGGAGGCGCACGCCCUGGCCGCCGGCCACCCCGCGCAAGCCGCCGCCAUUGAGGCCCGCCUCCGCGAGGUCCAGGAGGGCUGGGAGGGCCUGCGCGCCACCAUGCGUCGACGGGAGGAAUCUCUGGGCGAAGCCAGGCGGCUGCAGGACUUCCUGCGCAGCUUAGAUGACUUUCAGGCCUGGCUGGGCCGCACCCAAACGGCCGUAGCCUCCGAAGAAGGGCCCGCCACGCUUCCUGAGGCCGAGGCUCUCCUGGCCCAACACGCUGGCCUACGGGAUGAGGUGGAACGAGCCAAGGGCGAGUAUAGCCGACUUCGCGCCGUGGGCGAAGAGGUGACCCGUGACCAGGCCGACCCCCAGUGUCUCUUCCUGAGGCAGCGCCUGGAGGCUCUGGGCACCGGCUGGGAAGAACUGGGCCGCAUGUGGGAGAGCCGCCAGGCCCGUCUGGCCCAGGCCCACGGCCUGCAAGGGUUUCUACGGGAUGCUCGGCAGGCGGAGGGUGUGCUCAGCGGCCAGGAGUACGUGCUGUCUCACACGGAGAUGCCAGGGACCCUCCAGGCUGCCGACGCCGCCAUCAAGAAGCUGGAGGACUUCAUGAGCACCAUGGAUGCCAAUGGGGAGCGGAUCCGGGGGCUCCUGGAAGCUGGGCGGCAGUUGGUGGCAGGCGGCAACAUUCACGCCGAGAAGAUCAAGGAGAAAGCGGACUCGAUUGAGAAAAGGCACAGCAAGAACCAGGAGGCCGCCCAGCAGCUUCUCCGUCGUCUCCGUGACAACCGAGAGCGCCAGCACUUCUUACAGGAGUGCCAUGAGCUGACGUUGUGGAUUGAUGAGAAGAUGCUGACGGCCCAAGAUGUAUCCUACGACGAGGCCCGAAACUUGCACACCAAGUGGCAAAAACACCAGGCGUUCAUGGCCGAGCUGGCAGCCAACAAGGACUGGCUGGACAAGAUUGACCAGGAAGGAAAGGUCCUGACCUCGGAGAAACCGGAGCUGAAGUCCUUGGUCUCGGAGAAGCUGGACACCCUCCACAAGCGAUGGGAUGAACUGGAAAACACCACCCAGGCCAAAGCCCGCAGCCUCUUUGAUGCCAACCGAGCAGAGCUGUUUGCCCAAAGCUGCUCUGCUUUGGAGAGCUGGCUGGGCACCCUGCAGGCCCAGCUGCACUCAGAUGACUACGGCAAGGACCUUACCAGCGUCAACAUUCUCCUGAAGAAGCAGCAGAUGUUGGAACGAGAGAUGGCUGUGCGGGAAAAGGAAGUGGAAGCCAUCCAGGCUCAGGCCAUGGCCCUGGCCCAGGAAGAGCGGGGAGCAGGAGAGGUGGAGAGGACGUCCAAGGCUGUGGAGGAGAAGUUCCGGGCCUUGUACAAGCCUCUGAAGGAGCGCUGCAACCGCCUGCUGGCCUCCCGUGAGCAGCACCAGUUCCAUCGGGACGUGGAAGAUGAGAUCCUGUGGGUAACCGAGCGGCUGCCAAUGGCCAGCUCCACAGAGCACGGCAAAGACCUGCCCAGCGUCCAGCUGCUCAUGAAGAAGAACCAGACAUUACAGAAGGAGGUCCAGGGCCAUGAGCCCCGCAUUGCAGACCUGAGGGAGCGGCAGCAAGCCCUGGGGGCAGCAGCAGGGCCCGAGCUGGGGGCCCGGGUGGCCGAGCUCCAGGAGCUGUGGAGACACCUGGGCCAGGAGCUGGAGCAGCGGGGGGCUCGCCUCCAGAAUGCACUGAGGGCCCAGCAGUUCUAUCGCGAUGCCGCCGAGGCCGAGGCCUGGAUGGGCGAGCAGGAGCUGCAUAUGAUGGGCCAGGAGAAGGCCAAGGAUGAGCUGAGUGCUCAGGCCGAGGUCAAGAAGCACCAGGUCCUGGAACAAGCCUUGAUAGACUAUGCACAGACUGUCCACCAGCUGGCGGCCAGCAGCCAGGACAUGAUUGACCACCACCACCCCGAGAGUGACCGGCUGACCAUCCGCCAAGCCCAGGUGGAUAAGCUGUACGCCAGCCUGAAGGAGCUGGCCGUGGAGCGGCGGGGACGGCUGCUGGAACACCAGCGACUGUGCCAGCUGCGAAGGGACCUGGACGACCUGGAACAGUGGAUCCAGGAACGGGAGGUGGUGGCCGCCUCCCACGAGCUGGGCCAGGACUACGAGCAUGUCACAAUGUUGCGGGACAAGUUCCGAGAGUUCUCCCGAGACACCAGCACCAUCGGUCAGGAGCGGGUGGACAGCGCCAAUGCCCUGGCCGACGGGCUGAUCACGGGGGGCCAUGCCGCCCGGGCUACGGUGGCCGAGUGGAAGGACGGGCUCAAUGAGGCGUGGGCUGACCUUCUGGAGUUACUGGACACCCGGGGCCAGGUCCUCGCCGCUGCCCACGAGCUCCAGCGUUUCCUGCACGGAGCCCGGCAGGCCUUAGCACGGGUCCAGCACAAGCAGCAGCAGCUACCGGACGGAGCCGGCCGGGACCUGAACUCUGCCGAGGCCCUGCAGCGCCGACACUGUGCCUACGAGCACGACAUCCAGGCCCUGAGUGCCCAGGUGCAGCAGGUGCAGGAUGAUGGCCAGCGCCUCCAGAAGGCCUACGCCGGGGAGAAGGCCGAGGAGAUCGGCCGCCACAUGCAGGCGGUGGCCGAGGCCUGGGCCCAGCUACAAGCUAGCUCGUCGGGACGCCGCCAGCUGCUCCUGGACACGGGGGACAAGUUCCGCUUCCUGCAGGCCGUCCGGGAGCUCAUGCUCUGGAUGGACGGGGUCAACGUGCAGAUGGAUGCCCAGGAGCGGCCCCGGGACGUGUCGUCCGCCGACCUGAUGAUUAAGCACCACCAGGGCAUCAAGGCCGAGAUCGAGGCCCGCGCAGACUGCUUCUCCUCCUGCAUCCACCUGGGCCAGGAGCUGCUCGCCAAGAACCACUACGCAUCCGAGGAGAUCUCAGAGAAGCUGUCGCAGCUGCAGGCGAGGCGCCAGGAGACAUCAGACAAAUGGCAGGAGAAGAUGGAUUGGCUUCAGCUCGUCCUGGAAGUGCUGGUCUUUGGCCGAGACGCCGGGGUGGCCGAGGCCUGGCUUUGUAGCCAGGAGCCCCUGGUGCGAAGCGCUGAGCUGGGCUGCACCGUGGAUGAAGUAGAGACCCUCAUCAAGAGACACGAGGCCUUCCAGAAAGCAGCCGCCUCCUGGGAGGAACGCUUCAGCGCGCUGGAAAAGCUCACCGCGCUAGAGGAGAAGGAGGAACUGCAGAGGCGGCGGCGGGAGCAGGAGGAGGAAGAAGAGCGUAGGAAGAGAGAGCCUCCAGCCUCAGUGCCCCCAGCAGCGCCUCCCCAUGGGGGUCCCUUGGAUGGCCAGAUAGCCUCAGAAGCCUCACAGGUUGGGACCCACCCACGACUGCUGGCAUCUGGGGAGCCAGUUGCGGUCAAUGGCGUCUGCCCUGAGACAGAAUCACCCCAGCCCCGGUUGGAGCAACAAAGACUGGACCAGAGCAGCUCCGUAGAAGGCCCUGUACCCGGGGCAGGGGAGGCUGCCAACGGACCCCGGGGAGAGAGGCAAAACCGGCCCCGAGGCCCCGGCCCUUCACCAAUGCCCCAGGGGAGGGCUUCUGAAUCAGCCUAUGCUGCCACCUUGCCCCCUCGAGGCCCCGAGCUCUCCGCCCAGGAGCAGAUGGAGGGUCUGCUCUGCCGAAAACAAGAGAUGGAGGCCUUUGGCAAGAAGGCAGCCAACAGGUCCUGGCAGACCGUGUAUUGUGUCCUGCGCCGCAGCACUCUGGGCUUCUACAAGGACGCCCGCGCCGCCAGCAUCGGGCUGCCCUACCACGGAGAGGUGCCGGUCAGCCUGGCCAGAGCCCAGGGCAGCGUGGCCCUCGACUACCGGAAACGCAAGCACGUCUUCAAGCUGGGUUUACAAGACGGAAAAGAGUAUUUAUUCCAGGCCAAGGACGAGGCAGAGAUGAGCUCGUGGCUCCGGGUCGUAAACGCUGCCAUCGCCGCGGCCUCUGCGGAACCAGAGGAGCCGGUGAUGCCCAGCGCGUCCCGGGGCAUGACUCGGGCCAUGACCAUGCCUCCGGUGUCCCCCACCAGCGGAGAGGGGCCCGUUGUCCUGCGCAGCAAGGAAGGCAAAGAACGGGAUCGAGAGAAACGUUUUAGCUUCUUCAAGAAGAACAAAUAGUAGGAGGCCACUCCCUGGACAGCCAGCGGCCCUUGCCCGUGGCCAGGGGGCAGCAGCCACUGGGGACUGCCUCCAGGGAUGACUCUGGUGCCAGGACAACCUCCUGCUGCUCGGGAUCAUUGCCAAGCCACCUCCCCAUGCCCAGGAACUGUUUCUGGAGACGCCCCACACUUCCCAAGGGCAGCCCUUUUCUUCUAUUUAAUUUCCAGACUGGUGACGGGGCCCAGGCAACCCCCAGUUCAGCCUCUCUCCUCGUAUCCGUUUGGCUCCAUUCAGGUCCCCUGAACAGUGGGGUGCCCCCUUCCCCCUCCCCUUCUCCUCUCCCCUCCCCUCCCCAUGGAGCCUGGGACAGUCCACCUGUAACCCUAUGCCAAAUGGGGCCUCGCUGCCCCACUCUGCCCCUGCCUUAGGGCUCUCCUCUCCCAACACAGCUAGGUUCCCUGUGGUUCCGUGGCCCCUAGGAACCAGCCAGGAACCUCUCAGAGCUGCAGCCAGGCCUUGGAGACAGGAGUGCUAGAUGAUGGAGCCAGUGAUGCUGAAAUGCUCGCCCCACCGCCCCCUUCCCUCUCCUCUAGCCCUGAAAGGUCACCCCAUGUGCCGGGGACUCUCAGCAGCUCCCCAGGGCAGGGGAUCCUGGUGGGGUCUCCAGCCACACGUGGUCCGGCCUUGGAGGGGAUUAAAGUGCUCAGCUCUC